Molecule: messenger RNA, 990 nt
Organism: Perognathus longimembris pacificus (Pacific pocket mouse)
Lineage: Eukaryota; Metazoa; Chordata; Mammalia; Rodentia; Heteromyidae
Product: melanoma-associated antigen B5-like
Exons: 1
Coding region: 1-990 (329 amino acids)
Biological process (GO): negative regulation of transcription by RNA polymerase II
Cellular component (GO): nucleus
Source: RefSeq, a predicted model, not a curated record
AUGUCUCUAGAAAAGAACAACCUUCACAUUCAGGAAGAACAUCAAGAGACCCUACAAACCUCAUCUGAACAUAAGGAAGCACAGACAAGUGAAGCAACCGAAGAAGAAACUCCCUGCCCUUCCUCUGAGGAUCUACAGGAAGGUUUGGAGAACUCAUCUGUUCUUGGGUCAAGUGACAUUCCUGAAGAGCUUUGUACUAUUCCAAGCCCCACCAGAAGUGUUGCAGAUUUCCUUAGCAACCGAGCUAGUAAGCGUAGAAAGAGCCAACAAUAUGAUGAACAGCCAAGUACCUCCACAGACACAGACUACACUGAAACCUACGACACUGAUUUUUCAGAUGACAGGGUAGACUUAAUGGAACAUUUUAUUCUCUACAAGUUUGAAAGGCAACUGCCUAUUUGCAAGGAAGAACUGAUGAGCUUUGUUGGUGUUAUCGAUGAAGACGAAUUUGCUGAGAUCCUAAAGACUACUUCUCAAAAUAUGGAGUUUCUCUUUGGGGUUACCAUUCAAGAAGCAAAUAGAGACAAUAUCCAGUACGAACUAGUGAGCAAGCUAAAACUCCCCAAUAAUGGAAGGAUCUAUGCAGGCAAUGGUUUACCCAAGACUGGCUUUGUCAUGACUAUUCUAGGUGUCAUUUUCAUGAUGGGUAACCAUGCGACUGAGGAAGAACUGUGGAAAUUUUUAAGAACAAUGCAUGUGCGCCCAGGGAGGAAACACUAUGUGUUUGGAGAGCCCCAUAAGCUUGUUACUGAGGAUUUGGUGAGACUGCAGUACUUGGAGUACCGGCAAGUACCUAACAGUGAUCCUCCGUGCUAUGAAUUUCUGUGGGGCCCACGGGCUUAUGAGGAAAUUAACAAGAUGGAGGUGCUAGAAUUUUUAGCCAAGGUUAGUAAUGAUGAUCCUAGAAAAUUUUCAACUCAUUAUGAAGAAGCUUUAAAAGACAUAGAAGAGAGAGCAAAAGCAAAUAAGAAAAGCCAGACCCAGGAGUAA